AUGAAGUACACUCUCGCUCUCUCCGCCCUGUUCGCCACUGCCCUGGCCAUGCCCACUGUCCAGGGUGGCAGUAAGAAGAAGGAUGGCAAAACAUGCGACAGCCAUGAAACCGUCGUCUGCAGCGGCAUGGGAAAUGGUGGUCUCUUGUCCUUGGGCAACAUUCUUCCAGGUCUUGCUGGUGAGAACUGCUCCGGUGGUGACGUCUACUGUUGCUCCGAGGAGGAUGUGAAGCAGGUUGGUUUGAUCAACUUGGACCUCAACCUGCAGUGCAGCUUCAACCACUUUCUGUAG
Molecule: messenger RNA, 291 nt
Organism: Penicillium alfredii
Lineage: Eukaryota; Fungi; Ascomycota; Eurotiomycetes; Eurotiales; Aspergillaceae
Exons: 2
Coding region: 1-291 (96 amino acids)
Source: RefSeq, a predicted model, not a curated record